Molecule: messenger RNA, 2082 nt
Organism: Symbiodinium natans
Lineage: Eukaryota; Dinophyceae; Suessiales; Symbiodiniaceae
Source: the annotation of a GenBank genome assembly
AUGGCGCACCGGGCGGGCGUCAGCAGCGGCAGCCCCUCGAAGAGUAGGCUGAGCCGCGAUGCCGACGCCACGCCCACGCGGGUUUCGCCCGCGCCGAAGCUGCUGACCUUAGGAGGCGGCGGCCGCAGUCCUUCAGCCUCGCCCAUUGGCACGGAGCUCCCGGCCAUCGAUGUCCCCUUUCGCGGCUCUUCCUCCCCAAGGCCCAGGAAGCUGCCACCAGCGACGCACUUCCCGGUGGUGGCCAGGCGGGCGGAGCAAAACGCCUCCGCGCGGACACCGUCCACCUCCAGUUCCCAAGGUCCGGUGACCCUGGGUCUACACGGGAGGCGUGUUUCCGCCGGCAACAAAGAGUCCAGCGCCAUCCCACAUGAGAUCCUGGCCCGAGAUAUAGCUCUCUCACGAUGGUUCCGGUGCGACUUCGCCGCUGGGCCCAUGCCCUUCCCGCCCGCUGGGCAGAAACAGAACGAGCCUGCAGCAAGACUGGGCUUUAGGCAAUCGGCUCGGUGCCUUUUCGUCGCAGCUACCUUCAUGCCCAUCGCCAUGGAUCUGGGGCUGGACGGCUUCGGCUUGGAGGAGGGCAUCCCAUUGCGUGGCUGGUCGAUGAAGCGUGGGCACCGCAAGCGGGUUGAGGCUGCCAGCACCCGGAAAGCCGGGAAGGACCAGCACAAGGUGGGACUGGGGCGCUCCGUCACAAAGCGCAGUGUCCAUUGCGGCAGCCGUCGCUCCUGGUGGGACAAGGAAGACUGUAAAUACUUUGGCAAGUACGGGGACGAGUAUCUGCCGAAGACCCGCCGGAACAACUUGAGGCGGCAGGUGCACGAGGCAAUCAACGAGAUCUACGAGGCCGAGAUGGAGGCUGAGUUCGAGGAAGGCUGCCUGCUGCAUUCCUUCGAGGACUUGAAGGAAGAGAUGGAAGAGUUGGAAGAGCUGGAAGAGUGGGCGGCGAAGUGGGAGGACCUCGAGGUGGCGUCUGUGUGCACGUCCACCACAGCGGGCGGCUCCGAGUUCGCCUCCGGCUUCGCCGACUUCGCGAUGUCCGUAUCGGCCGCCUCCAGCCCAUCGCGCUCCUCCGGGCCCUCGCUUUCCCCAUGGCUCGCGGCCCUCCGGCGGGCGGAGCUCCGGGCCCAGGAGUACGCAGAUGCCAUGGAAUUCAAAUUGGCGACCAACUCAGGCCCCAAUCUGAUGAGGAAGACCUCCCGACCUCGUCGAACUCCCCGAACUGAUGCCAGGAGCGAAGAGGAGCAGUUUCUCCAGGACUUGGGUCGUACGCAUCGGGUACGCAUAGAGUAUGAUCCAGCGAGCCUGACCGAGAAGGCAUCCGCAUUCGACCAGCUCCGCUGGCAGUUCUUGAAAGACUUCGGGGAGUCCAUCUGCGGGCCUCUCGUCGAUGGCUACAAAACUGCUUGGACCCUGAGGCCGGCACCCCUGCACACGGAGGUGCAGAACAAGUUCCUGCGCGCUUUCUCAUGUCGUGCCGAGAAGAGGGAGCUGCAACCUGCACUGCAUGGCACCGACGAGAGGAAUCUCUCGUCCAUCUACCGACGGGGUCUGCUGAUUCCGGGCGGCAUUGGUGGCAGCGGGGGCAAUGAUGUCAGGGUUGCAAAUGGGUCGGCCCAUGGUCUCGGCAUUUACACGGCGUAUGCCGGGAGCGCAUGUGUAUCAUUCGGUUACUCCCGUGGCAACCUGAGGCCCAUGCUGGUCUGUGGUGUGCUGGACCCUGAGCAAGGAAGAUGCCAGACAUAUGGAGGUGCGGUCAAGAAGAAAGAUAUCUGCUACGCCCCUGGCGUCCGCAUCUUCUACAAGGAGGAGCUCGUGGCACCUUUGUUCGAGGCAACGGUCUCUGCAGCUGCAGUUCCAGGUGCUGUGCGCAUCCAGCCGCCCCGACCCCGAAAGUACAAACCAUCCCUGGUCCCGUUGAGCCGAGUGCUGGAGACGGCCAAGACUUUCAAGAGUCCCAACAAGUCCAUGGGCUCCGUGCAUCCUGGGCCACGGACGCGGCUGCCACGGCCACGCACGCGUGCGGCACCUGCGUGCCGCGCGCAGGCCUUCCUUGCACGGCGCGCGGCGCGCAAGCGGCAGUGA